Molecule: messenger RNA, 3265 nt
Organism: Schistosoma haematobium
Lineage: Eukaryota; Metazoa; Platyhelminthes; Trematoda; Strigeidida; Schistosomatidae
Exons: 12
Coding region: 54-2957 (967 amino acids)
Cellular component (GO): septate junction; tricellular tight junction; cell surface
Source: RefSeq, a predicted model, not a curated record
ACAGCAAAGAUUUUGCAAGGUCAUGAUUUUAGCUCAACUAUGAAAAAUAGUAUAUGAUAACGAUGGUUGUAUAUUUUGGAACAUGUAAAGUUUCUAGACUGACCAUAUGUCUGUUAUUAAUUGAACUUGCCAGUACUCAAAAUUGGUGGAACUUCGAAUCCUACAUAAAUCCAUUCAAACUUCCUGUAUUUACUCCACUGCCAAACCAACGGUUUACUCAUAUUCCUGAAGUCAAUCAAUACGUUCCGAUGCCAAACGAUGUUGUUGUGGACAUACCAAGGGCCGGGAUGGGAAAGUUUAUUGGUUUUUCUACUACGAUAAAUUAUGGCCAUACCUGGUCAAGGUGGCAACCAACAAGUGGUCGAUUGAUCAAUGCGUUUCUCGGAAUACCAUAUGCAGCACCCCCAACCGAUGGAAGAAGGUUCAGGUUUCCCGUUCCUGCUUACUUAGAUACCCGAUUUCCUUGGUUUGCAAAACGCUUUAGAUCAGCGUGUAUGCAACCAUACAUCUGGCUUAGCCGAUUUAUACCAGGCUUUACAGAUAUAAGUGAAGACUGUUUGUAUCUGAACAUUUAUUAUCCAAAUAAUACAUUGGAUGCUUCUAAUACCCGUUAUCCUGUGAUUGUACAUAUUCAUGGUGGAAGUUAUGUUUAUGGUUCUAGUCAUAUGUAUCCUGGUUUAGCAUUGGCUUCCAAGGGUUUAGUUGUAGUAACAUUCAAUUAUCGUUUAGGACCGUUUGGUUUUCUCGCAACUGGUGAUCAUGCAUCGAUCGGUAAUUAUGGUCUAUGGGAUCAGUUGCUUGCAAUCACUUGGGUUAAACAAAAUAUCGAAUGGUUUCAAGGUGAUCCUGAAAAAAUUACAUUAAUGGGAGAAAGUGCUGGUGCGGCUAGCGUCGGUCUUCAUUUAAUCUCACCGUUAACACGAGAAAGAUAUUUAUUCAACCAAGCAAUAAUGAUGUCCGGUUCUGAUUUAUCCCAAUGGGCAUUCAGUGACCCAGCCAAAGUUCGUACACGUUAUUAUGCAAUUGAACUAGCUCAACGAUUAAAUUGUUCUUCAGUUCAAAUUAAUGCUAUAAAUGAAUCACAACAAUAUAUACGUAAUGCUAAUUUGCAUCGCUCAUAUACGAAUAAAACAUUAAAAUUGCCAUUUGGUGAAUCAUAUGUGAAACAACCUUUAACUAUACCAUAUUCUGUACAAGUGGAUGCAUAUGCAUUAAUUUAUUGUUUAAGAUAUGAGAAAACUGCGGAACAAAUUAAUGAUGCUGUCCUUGAAUUACACUCUCUUCCAGGAGCUCCAUCAUUUGUCUGGACACCAGUUGUUGACGGAAUAUCUGGUUUCUUCCCACGUACACCAGCUAAAGAACGUUCACUAGGUAAUUUUGCUAAAAUACCACUACUUGCUGGUGUUGUACAAGACGAAGGUUCGCUGGCAUUAGAACACUUUUUAUAUCAAUUAGAUCAAUAUGGUUACACAAUUGAAAAUUUUACAGAUACUAUUGUAAGACGUUUUAUUGGUACCCUGUUAAAUGAUUUAAAUGUUUUUCGACAUAAUCAAACUGCAGAAGAAUUAUAUACACGUUAUACAUGGUGGUCAAAUUUAGAGAAUAAUACUGCGCGAUGGAAACGUACUGUUGACUUGGUUUCAGAUAUGGAAAUUAUAUCACCAUUAGAUUCUAUUGUAAAAUAUCAUUCAGUCUAUUCACCGUCAGUUUACUUCUAUGAAUUUUCCUAUUCCAGUCCAAAUGACAAACAAGCAACACCAGAAAUCGGAAUUUAUCAUGGAAUUGAAUUGCCUUUUCUAUUCGGAUUCCCUUUUAUGAAUAAAUCAAUUUGGCUAACAUUAUUCGGCGAGAAUAAUCCGUUACCCCGAUGUGUAUCAGACAAUUAUGUUUAUCCAUAUGAUACAAAUAUCAGUGAAUAUUUAUUGGAUUUAUGGGCAAAUUUUGUGAAAUAUGGAAAUCCAACUCCACAGAAUGUGAAAAAUAUUAAAUGGCCAAAUUUUAAACAACCGGAAGAAGCUUAUCUUCACAUUGAAUUGAAUAGUUCAAUUAAAUAUCAUUAUAGAUCUUCAGAUAUGGCAUUUUGGCGAUAUCGUUUUGAAGAAUUAGCCGAACCUGUACCAGCAUCUCCACCAAUUUACUACUAUCCUUUAAUUAAUGUACGAUUGACUACACUGGUAUUAGGUUGUCUUCUCAGUGUUGCGUUGAUUAGUUUAAUCAUAAUUAUUGUGUUACUGAUGAAACGUCCACAACCAAAACAAUUUAAAUCAAGUAUACGUCAUAGUACACCGGGUAGUGAAUUUCAUUCAUUAUUGAAAGAUUCAUUUUCUAAUCGUAAUGUUUAUUCAACCAAAAUGUCAACUAUUCCUUGGACUCAACCGCCAACAACAACGACAACAUCAAUCUUACAACCGUUAACAAUAAGACCAACAUUAAAACCACCACCAAAACUACCGAGAAUAAGUUCUUUCGCUUAUCUUAAAUCCAAUGAUCAGAUUAGACAAAAACAAUUGAGUUUGUCUAAUUCAACAACAUCAUGUACAAGCUACCACAUAUCAUUAUAUUCUGAAGAGAAAUUUCCUAACAGAUUAUCAACUAAACAGAAUAAUACUAAUAAACAUCCACUACCUCCCCCAGUACCAUCAAACCGUGUAAAAUCCGCAUCUGGUUCUUCGAAUGCAUCAUUGUCAUUGAUAUCAUCCUCAUCAUCCUCACCGACGUUGGGAUCGUCAAUGAGAACUUCAAAAUUACACAGUCAAAGACAAAUAAAACACAAACAUGAUAAAAAUAGAUUAUUACAUGGAGAUGAUCAUGAUGUUGUAAUGAAUCGGAAAGAAUCGAAAUCAUCUGAUCGAUUAUUGUACACAAGACACACGAUGAAAAAUAAUAGUAUUGCCCUUCCGACUACAGAUAUACAUAAUAAUAAUUAUGAUUACAAUCCAUAUGUUACAGAUGUUUAAUGUUAAAAUUUAUAAAUUAAACUGUAUAUGGUAAUUUUGAUUAAGCCUGACUGGUGCAUUUCUAUCGUCAUUUUUUAUCUGUUAAGUUAAACUCGCAUGUUCGGUUUAAUGUCCAAAAAGAAAUUGAGUGGUACUUUAAAGGGUGGUUAAUGUUCUCUAUUCUAAUAUGGUUGACUUCUGUUUAUUUUUUAUUGUGUAUUUAUCAAAAUGUUGAUACUGUUCUCCGCCUCUCAAAAUAUGGAAUUGUCUUAUUUCUUUCAGGAGUAUGUAUUAAUGUUUUUGUUAAGAAAAGAUAACUGGAAUAUUAA